This is a messenger RNA of Anas platyrhynchos (mallard), 2627 nucleotides long. RefSeq names its product solute carrier family 26 member 11 (gene SLC26A11). Gene Ontology annotation, biological process: transmembrane transport. Gene Ontology annotation, cellular component: membrane. NCBI's taxonomy places the organism in Eukaryota, Metazoa, Chordata, Aves, Anseriformes, Anatidae. The record is from RefSeq and is a predicted model, not a curated record.
GGGAGCUGCCGGCAGCGCGCAGGGAGCGGGGAUCGCCCGGGGUCCCGCACGGCCCCGCACGGCCCCGCGGGCUGCUCUGCCCCCGGGACCGGGAGCCUGGGGACGGCGGUACCGGACGGGCCCCCCCGGGAUGCCGCCAGCCCCCCGCCGAGCCCGGCCGGGGCCGCUCCUGCCCUGAGCCAUGUGGGCGCGGGGGCCCCCCGAGCCCCGGCGGCGCUGCUGGCUCCGGGCUCUGCGGAGGCGGCUGCCGGUGCUGGGCUGGCUGCCCCGCUACUCGCCGGGCUGGCUGCAGCUCGACCUGAUCGCCGGUGUCACCGUGGGCAUCACGGUGGUGCCGCAGGCGCUGGCGUACGCCGAGGUGGCCGGGCUGCCCCCGCAGUACGGCCUCUACUCCUCCUUCGUGGGCUGCUUUGUCUACUGCUUCCUGGGCACCGCCAAGGACGUGACGCUGGGUCCCACGGCCAUCAUGUCGCUGCUCGUCUCCUCUUACGCCUUCCACGACCCUGUCUAUGCCGUGCUGCUCGCCUUCCUGACUGGCUGCAUCCAGCUGGCCAUGGGGCUCCUGCACCUCGGCUUCCUGCUGGACUUCAUCUCCUGCCCGGUCAUAAAAGGCUUUACAUCGGCUGCGUCCAUCACCAUUAGCUUCAACCAGGUCAAGAACAUCCUGGGGCUGCACGGGAUCCCUCGGCAGUUUUUCCUGCAGGUGUAUGAAACGCUGAGGAGGAUUGGGGAGACCAGGCCUGGGGAUGCCAUCCUGGGGCUGGUCUGCCUGGCAGCGCUCGCAGGGCUGCGGGCGAUGAAGAGCCGCCUGCCCCCCGCCAGCCACACGGAGCCGCUGGCCACCAGGGCCAGCUACCUGAUCGUCUGGACCUGUGCCACCGCACGCAACGCCCUCGUGGUCCUGUUUGCUGGCCUGGUGGCUUACUGCUUCCAGCUCAGGGGCUCCCAGCCGCUGACGCUCACCGGCAGCAUCCCCCAAGGCCUCCCCCCCUGCCGGCUGCCGCCCUUCUCCAAGGCUGAGCCCAACGGCACCGUGCCCUUCGGGACGAUGGUGGAGGACAUGGGAGUCGGGCUGGCUGUGGUCCCGCUCAUGGGCCUGGUGGAGACCGUUGCGAUUGCCAAGGCUUUCGCCUCGCAGAACGACUACAGGAUCGACCCCAAUCAGGAGCUGCUGGCCAUGGGCUUUGCCAACGUCCUGGGCUCCUUCUUCUCAUCGUAUCCCGUCACGGGAAGCUUUGGCCGGACAGCAGUGAACGCACAGACGGGCGUCUGCACCCCGGCGGGGGGGCUGGUCACAGGCGCCCUGGUGCUGCUCUCGCUGGCGUACCUCACCUCGCUCUUCUACUACAUCCCCAAAGCGGCGCUGGCUGCCGUCAUCAUCUCUGCCGUGGUCCCCAUGUUCGACGCUGGGAUCUUCAGGACGCUCUGGAGGGUUAAGAGGCUGGACCUUGUUCCCCUCUGUGUGACGUUCCUCUUCUGCUUCUGGGAGGUGCAGUACGGCAUUGUGGCCGGGGUGCUGGUCUCGGGGGUCCUGCUGCUCUACUCCAUCGCCAGGCCCCCGCUGAAGGUGUCGGGGCAGGGCACGCUGCUGGUGCAGCCGGGGAGCAGCCUGCACUUCCCAGCCAUCGAGCACCUCCGGGAUGUCAUCUGCAGCCGCGCUCUGUCAGCAGCACCCUCACCGCGCUCCAUCAUCCUGGACGGCCACCGCAUCAGCAGCAUCGAUUACACGGUGGUGGUGGGGCUGGCAGAGCUGCUGCAGGAGCUGCGCAAGCACGGCAUCUCGCUGGCCUUCUGCAGCCUGCAGGACCAGGUUCUCCGAGCCCUGCUGGCUGCAGACCUGGAAGGAUUCCGACAUUUCCCCAGCUGGGAGGAGGCAGAGCGGUGCAGCAGAGCGGAGCCGGGGGGCAGCGGGGCAGCCCCCUUCGACAGCACCAGCACCAGCGAGAGCUCGCUGCUGCCCACGGGGCUCAUCCAGUGAGGCAGAGGAGCCGUGUGGGGCUUUCUCAGGACCACGUCUCCUCACCCGAGCAGCUGUUCCCGAUAGCCCGGAGGCCCUGUGCAGGCAGGGCAGUGCCUGGCAGUGUGGGGGAGAGAUGGCAGGGGUGGGGGAGUGAUUCAGAGGGUUCCUAUCGCUGCCCCCCCUCCAUUCCAGGCUGGCCCCGUCCUGGGAGCAGCUGCCUUUUUAAAUCGGGUGUUUUAUUUUUGGAAACUUUUCUUACUCGGAUCUGUUUCGAGCUCUGACACAGAGCGUGCUCUUGUCACCGUGAGUUUCAAGGAUGCUGGAGCUGCCCUGCACGCCCAAGGCCGUGCUGCAGCUCUCAAGCUCAGGCUGCCAAGAAAUAAAGAAAACAUUGAUUAUUUUGCUUCUUACUCAUCCCUCUUGGUCUGUGGGAUUUUCUGCCGGACUCUGCCCUUCAGCAGGGCUGUGGCUGUCCUCCCACCUCUCGCCAGACUUCUGCCAGCCCUGCCAGGGGACAGCUGCUGUGCCAUCGGUCUCUGCCUUGCUGUGAAAUGGUGCUGCCAGACAGUGGGGUAUGGGGCCGGGGUCCACAGCAAAGCAGUUUUCCUGCGCUGCAGUUGGCUGACCCCAUCCCAUACGGAGGGCAUAAUAAAACAGUAACAAAGGA